AUUUUAAAAUUUAUUUUAAUAACUAAUUUAAUUAUAGCAAUUUUAUUAACUAUAAUAAAAUCACCUAUUAGAUCAAAUUUAAUUAUUUUAAUUCAAACUAUAAUAUUAACUCUUAUAAUUAAUAUAAUUAAUAAAACAGCAUGAAUUUCAUUUAUAAUCUUUAUUUUAUAUAUUGGUGGUUUAAUAAUUAUUUUUUUAUAUAUUUCAAGAAUUGCUUUCAAUGAAUUUAAUAUUAAUAAAAAUUAUAAAAACAUUUUAUUUAAACUAAUAUUAUUAUCAAUUUUUAUAUUAUACUUUAAAUUAUAUUUUAACAUAGAAAAUUUUACUUAUGAAAAUAAAUUUAAUUUUGAAGAUAAUUUUAAUUUAUUAAAUAUAUUUAUAAUACCUAAUAAUUUAAUAAUUUACUUUAUUAUACUAAUUCUUUUUUUUAUAUUAAUUUUAAUUAUUUGAAUAUUAAAAAUUAAUAAAGGACCAAUUCGUCAAAAAAAUUAA
Molecule: messenger RNA, 492 nt
Organism: Aphis gossypii (cotton aphid)
Lineage: Eukaryota; Metazoa; Arthropoda; Insecta; Hemiptera; Aphididae
Source: the annotation of a RefSeq genome assembly